CGUUGUUUUUCCGCGUUCUGCUGCGCCUCCCCUCGCCUCCCCUCCCCUUCCUUCGCACCGCCUUCCUCCCUUGCCCGCGUUCCCCGCGCGAUCGAUAACCGCCGCCGACCCAGCCAGCCAUGGCGGAGAUCGCCGAUUGGGCCGUCGCGGGCGAGCUGCCGGAGGAGGCGCGGCCGCCCUCCGCGGGGGCGGGGGAGGACGAGGACGAGGACGAGGAGGACGAGGAGGAGGGGGACGUGUGCCGGAUCUGCCGCAACCGCGGCGACGAGGGCCACCCGCUCCGGUACCCGUGUGCCUGCAGCGGCAGCAUCAAGUUCGUGCACCAGGACUGCCUCCUCCAGUGGCUCGACCACAGCAACUCGCGCCAGUGCGAGGUUUGUAAACAUGCAUUCUCCUUCUCACCCGUGUACGCUGAUAAUGCUCCGUCAAGACUCCCAUUCCAAGAACUCAUUGUUGGCGUUGGAAUGAAAGCAUGCCAUGUGCUUCAGUUCAUCGUCCGGCUUGCCUUUGUUCUCUCAGUUUGGCUCAUGAUUAUCCCAUUCAUUACCUAUUGGAUAUGGCGGUUAACUUUUGUGAGAAGUCUUGGCGAAGCGCAAAGGCUGUUCUUGAGUCACAUCAGUGCUCAGUUGAUCCUUAGUGAUUGCCUACAUGGGUUUCUUCUCUCAGCUAUCAUUGUACUUAUAUUUCUUGGUGCCACCUCUUUGAGGGACUAUAUAAGGCACCUGCGGGAACUUGGUGGACAUGAUGCUGAGAGGGAUGAUGGAGGCCGGGAAAGGCAUGGUGCUCGAGCUGUCAGAAGGCUAGCUGGUCCUAACAAUAGGGUACCUGCUGCAGAUGGAAAUAUUGAUGAACUAGCAGAAGCUCAAGGAGUCGGAGCUGGUGAACUUCUAAGAAGGAAUGCCGAAAAUGUUGCUGCUCGAUUAGAACGACUUGAAGCUCAAGUUGAGCAGAUGCUUGAUGGUUUGGAUGAUGCAGAUGGUGCUGAGGAUGUUCCUUUUGAUGAACUCGUUGGUAUGCAAGGCCCUGUCUUCCACCUGGUUGAGAAUGCAAUAACAGUUCUAGCUAGCAAUGCUAUAUUCCUCAUUGUUGUGAUCUUUGUUCCGUUCUCAUUGGGAAGGAUUGUCUUGUACUAUCUAUCAUGGUUCUUCUCUUCGGCCUCUACUCCCAUGCUGGCGAAAAUGAUGCCCUUCACAGAAACUGCUAUUUCUAUAGCUAAUGGUACAUUGAAGAGUGCAAUUAAUGCUGUGAAAAACUUGUCUUCCGACAGUCAUAACGAAGGUGUUAUUGGGCAUGUGAUUGAGGUUGUUACUCAAUCCUUGAAGAUAAAUGCCACUGGUCUUAGUGUAAUUCAAGGCACUGGGAAGAACAGUCUGAUAAAAGGAACAACUAUCGGCUCGUCUUAUCUUUCUGAUCUGACGACUCUCGCUGUUGGAUACAUGUUUAUCUUUUGCCUCGUAUUUUUGUACAUCGGAUCACUGGCUUUACUUCGAUAUGCCAGGGGUGAACGUUUUACCAUUGGAAGGCUCUAUGGUAUAGCUACUAUAUUAGAUGCCAUUCCAUCUCUAUGCAGACAGUUCUUUGCUGGAAUGAAGCAUCUCAUGACUAUGGUCAAAGUUGCUUUCCUUUUGGUGAUUGAGCUAGGUGUGUUUCCACUAAUGUGUGGUUGGUGGCUUGAUGUCUGCACUUUAAAGAUGUUGGGUGCAACAAUUGCUCAAAGAGUUGAAUUCUUUGCAAUGUCACCCUUGGCAAGCUCCUCUAUCCAUUGGCUUGUUGGGAUUGUAUAUAUGCUCCAAAUAAGCAUAUUUGUCAGCCUUCUUCGAGGGGUGCUGCACAAUGGAGUUCUUUAUUUUCUGCGGGACCCUGCUGAUCCAAAUUACAAUCCGUUUAGAGACUUGAUUGAUGAUCCUGUGCAUAAACAUGCUCGACGAGUUCUUCUAUCAGUUGCAGUUUAUGGUAGCUUGAUUGUGAUGCUGGUCUUCUUACCUGUAAAGCUGGCCAUGUGGGUAGCUCCUUCAAAUUUUCCUCUGGACAUCACCAUUUUUGACCCAUUUACCGAGAUUCCAGUUGACGUGCUUCUGUUCCAAAUAUGCAUCCCAUUCGCAAUUGAGCAUUUCAAGCCUCGUGCAACAAUUAAAGCUCUUUUGCAUCAUUGGUUUGCUGCGGUUGGUUGGGCCCUGGGCUUAACUGAUUUCUUACUGCCAAAACCUGAAGAAAACGGUGGGCAAGAAAAUUGGAAUGGCAGGGCAGAAAGAAGAGAUAGGGGACAGUUUGCCCCACAGAUUGAACAGCGAAUGAUACAUGCUGCUGCAGAAGAUAAUGGUAGGGGGAAUGCAAAUGAAGCCAAUGAUGUUGCUGAAGAAUCUGAUGUGGAUGAUCAGGGAGACUCUGAGUACGGCUUUGUGCUUCGGAUUGUGCUCUUGCUUGUAAUGGCAUGGAUGACAUUACUGAUUUUCAAUGCUGGAAUGAUAGUUGUUCCUAUCUCGCUUGGCCGUCUCGUUUUUGAGGCUAUUCCCCGCCUGCCAAUCACACAUGGCAUCAAGUGCAAUGAUCUGUUCUCUUUCAGCAUUGGGUGUUAUAUUAUCUGGAGUGCAGCUGCUGGGACUAGAUAUGCAAUUGAUUACAUUAGAUCACGACAACUGGGCUUCCUGGUGCAACAGAUCUGCAAGUGGUGUUCUAUUGUAUUGAAGAGCUCUGCUCUUUUGUCAAUAUGGGUCUUUGUUAUUCCUGUGUUGAUUGGACUCCUGUUUGAGCUGCUGAUCAUUGUACCCAUGAGGGUGCCUAUCGAUGAGAGCCCUGUUUUUUUAUUGUACCAGGAUUGGGCGCUUGGGUUAAUAUUCUUGAAAAUAUGGACUAGACUGGUUAUGUUUGAUCACAUGGCACCUUUGGUUGAUGAAAGCUGGAGGUCGAAGUUUGAGAGAGUAAGGGAUGAUGGCUUCUCCCGUUUGAGGGGUCUGUGGGUCCUCCAUGAAAUCAUAAUGCCCAUUAUCACCAAGCUCCUUACCGCUCUUUGUGUCCCGUACGUCCUUGCGAGGGGUGUCUUCCCGGUGUUGGGCUACCCACUGAUUGUGAACUCAGCAGUCUACCGUUUUGCUUGGCUCGGCUGCCUGAUAUUCAAUGCUCUCUUCUUCUGCGCUAAAAGAUUCCAUGUCUGGUUUACCAAUCUCCACAACUCCAUCAGGGAUGACCGCUAUCUGAUUGGCCGGAAGCUGCACAACUUUGGCGAGGAUAAACCCCGGCCGAGUGAAUCUGGAGCAACUUCAGAGUCAGAUGACCAGGACCGGGCACUAAUCCUACGAGAUCAGGAAGGGGGUAUGAGAUUGAGGAUGAGGCGCAAUAACCUGCAUGUGAAUCAACAACCUAGGCUGGCUGCAUGAGCAGGAAUGAGUUUUGACGAAGAGCGCACAACCAACUUCCAGCCUGCAGCUUCUGCGUGUGGUUUGUAACAAGAGUUUGUCUGUUAGUGUUAGGCAAGAGUUCAAGAUUGCUGUACAACAAAGCCUAGGGGUAAAGCUGAAAUGAUUCGUGCGAGGUACUGAUGGUGAAGUCCCUUACCUGUGGUAGUCAUUGCUGACUGUAAAUUUCGUUUGACAGAGCACUACCAGCCAGGGUUAAAAAACCGAAGUCCCUUACCUGUGGUAGUCAUUGCUGACUGUAAA
Messenger RNA from Phragmites australis (common reed), 3656 nucleotides. RefSeq names its product probable E3 ubiquitin ligase SUD1. Gene Ontology annotation, cellular component: endoplasmic reticulum membrane. Gene Ontology annotation, molecular function: zinc ion binding. NCBI's taxonomy places the organism in Eukaryota, Viridiplantae, Streptophyta, Magnoliopsida, Poales, Poaceae. The record is from RefSeq and is a predicted model, not a curated record. The coding region runs from base 120 to 3374 and encodes 1084 amino acids. The transcript is spliced from 9 exons.